Molecule: messenger RNA, 1626 nt
Organism: Schistosoma intercalatum
Lineage: Eukaryota; Metazoa; Platyhelminthes; Trematoda; Strigeidida; Schistosomatidae
Source: the annotation of a GenBank genome assembly
AUGAAAUACAUUUUAUUAUUUGCAUUUGUACAAUCAGUGGUAACGAAUAUAGAAAUCCAAGGGCGAGAAGUAUGUCUUUCCUGUGAUAUCCUACAACAAUGUGAACAGAUAGUAUGCAAUAAUGUAUUAAUAAAUGGAACAUUUAUCCCAGAAUAUGUCAUUGGAUGUGAACUAGCUUGCCCUUUUGGAAACAUAUCCUGUCAAAAAGAUAAUAAUGGUGCAUUUACUUGGCUACCAGAAGAUCCAUGUUUACCUGAAAUUAGUACAACAACUUCAGAACCAAAUAUUUCACUGACAACAAUAACUAUCUUUCCGUUUCACACUGACACACCACAAAUUAACACUACUACUGAUCUAGGUGUCUUAAAUACAACCAUAUUUGAAAUAAAUCAAACGGAUUGUCAUUAUGUGAGCACAGAAUCGCCGAAUAAUAUUACUGAAGAUAUAAACUAUUCAAAAGGAUGGACAUUAUUCUGGCUUAUUCCAUUGAUACUUAUUAUCAUGAUUUUUUUAUUGUUACUCUUAUGUUUGGUUUUAAAUCAUUUUCAAAAGCGUAAACAUCGAGUAGAAUUCCCACUGUCUGAAAAACAUAUUUUUGAUAUGAUUGACCCUUCUACAUCUUCUUGGGGACAUUAUUCCUAUCCCUAUAAAUCAGGAACUCCAAUUGGACAAAAUGGGUAUUAUCGUCAAAAUAGAAACACUAUUUAUGAAGCAUAUGAUUCACCAAACAAAACAGAUAGAAUUCUUACUAAUUUACAAAAACUAUCAUCACCUAAGUAUAAUAAGUUGAAAUUCAUUAACAGAAAAACAAUAUCACCAUGUCCGAAUAGAAAACUUAUAAAUUGGCAAGAAUCAGGUACAUAUGAAUAUGCUAUUCCACCAAGUCCGAAAUCUGCUUCUUCAAUGAAUAUUAAUAAAACACCACCGAAUUAUUCUCCAAAAAAAGAAAGAAAUUAUUCACAAAUUUCAUACAAUUUAAAUAAAUCUACAUCACAAAUUUUCUCAGGAACUCCAACUAUUAGUAUAAGAUACCCAGAAGAAAUGAGAUCAGUUAGUCAAUGUAAUAUGUUAAAUCCUCAAAAAUCAAAUGUACAUGAUACAUCACCUGAUUAUUAUAUUCAAGAUGGUCGAACUACAACGACUUUCAAUCGUCAUGUUAAUCAUUUACAUAGACCAAAAUUAUCUGAUGAUGAUAAUCAAAUUUAUCAAACAGAAGCAUUAAUCAACUGUGGUGACGAUGAUAAUGAAUUCAGUAAUGAGGAUACAUUUGAUCAAAUCUCAUCAAUUACAAUGCAACCAACUAUUGUACAACAACCAAUUUCAAAUUUAUCUCCUAAUCAAUCUUUUAAUGCAUUUAUCGAUUGUGAAGAUCAACAACAAAUGGAACAAUUAGAACAAUGAAGGACAAAACGAAUGAUUUAUAGUAGUAUGUUAUAGUUGUUCCAUGGCUAUUCAUUAUUUUCCUGCAUAUUAAACAUUAAGAUGUAAAAAUAAAAAAAUGUUUUUCAUGAGAUCUAAACCAGUCUGUUAUGAUGAAAUUUAAAACGUUUUCUUAAUAAUGAAAUGACGUUUUGUACAUACUACUAAUACUUUGUUAAGUAUCAAAUAAUUAUCAAUGCUACUGAA